This is a messenger RNA of Aspergillus tanneri, 1791 nucleotides long. RefSeq names its product putative general amino acid permease (Agp2). Gene Ontology annotation, molecular function: amino acid transmembrane transporter activity. The transcript has 5 exons. Bases 1 to 1791 code for a protein of 596 amino acids. Gene Ontology annotation, cellular component: membrane. NCBI's taxonomy places the organism in Eukaryota, Fungi, Ascomycota, Eurotiomycetes, Eurotiales, Aspergillaceae. The record is from RefSeq and is a predicted model, not a curated record. Gene Ontology annotation, biological process: amino acid transmembrane transport.
AUGGUCAAUUCCAAUUCGGAUCUUGAACAUACCCCUCCAGUGGGGUCAUACCCCGCCAUCAACCAUCCUAGUUUGGCUACAGACGACAAGUUAACAACACGCAUUGGAGCUCCAACGGACUGUUCGGAAAAGAAUGCCGUAGUUGAAAACAGCGAUGUGUCGAUUGAUAGUGGAUUGACCAAGCAGGCGUUCGACUAUACUCACCGGAAGCUCAAACCCAGACAUAUCCAACUAAUCGGUAUCGGGGGUACAAUUGGCACCGCGUUGUACGUCCAGAUCGGCAAGGGCCUGGGCAAGGGUGGUCCUGGAAGCUUAUUCCUGGCAUUUUUGAUUUGGUUAGUUCCUACCACUCCCGUGGACAUGCGUUUUAUAGUCGUUUUUGAUCUUUCUGCUUGUGUCUUGUUGCUGUCUCAGUCCCAAUCGGAAGCGGUGAGUGGUCUAGCGGAAAUGGUUACUUACCUUCCUAUCUCUUCGCCCUUCAUUCGGUUUGCAAGCCGUUACGUCGACGAUGCAUUCGGAGUAGCAGCUGGAUGGAAUUUCUUCAUCUUUGAAGCCGCCAUGGUUCCCUUUGAGAUUACUGCAUGUAGCAUGAUCAUCAAUUAUUGGAGCGAUGUCGUUCCAGUAGCAGCUAUCAUUGUCAUUGUGCUUGUGCUAUUUAUACUUUUCAACGUCUUUGCAGUAAAAUGGUACGGUGAGGCGGAGUUCUGGCUCGCUCUAGGGAAGGUAUUGCUCAGUGUAGGCUUGAUUCUUUUCACCUUCAUUGUGAUGCUGGGUGGCAACCCUAAAAGGGAUCGGUUUGGAUUCCGAUACUGGAACAAACCCGGAGCUUUUGCAGAAUAUUAUAAGACAGGGGAUCUCGGCCGGUGGCUUGGAUUUCUCGCCUGUUUGAUUCAAGCCAGUUUCACGAUUGCAGGGCCCGACUAUGUGUCAAUGGCUGCCGGAGAGGCUGUCAAUCCUCGCAUGAUUUUGCCCAGCGCUUUCAAUGGCAUGUUCUAUCGACUCACUUCUUUCUUUGUUUUGGGCGCUCUGUGUGUCGGAAUCCUAGUUCCUUAUAAUGACCCAAAAAUGGCCGCUGCGUUUGAAGAUGAUUUGCCUGGCGCAGCUGCAUCACCGUACGUGAUUGCCAUGGACCGGCUCGAUAUUCCUAUCCUUCCACACAUCGUCAAUGCCAUGGUUCUUGGGGCGGCUUUCAGUGCAGGUAACAGCUAUGUCUACUGCGCUAGCAGAAGUUUGUUUGGACUUGCUCUGGAAGGAAAAGCGCCGCGAGUCUUGACCAAAUGCACCAAAUCUGGCGUUCCCAUAUACUGUGUGGGAGUUGUUCUCCUAAUUGCUCUUCUUGCCUUCCUGCAAGUAUCCAACGGUGCGGCCGUCGUCCUGCAGUGGUUCGUUAAUCUGGUCACUGCAUCGCAGCUGAUCAAUUUCUCAGUCGUCACAUUCACCUACACUCGGUUCAGGAAAGCGCUUAUGGCACAACGUGUCCCUCGCCAUUCUCUACCUUACCAGAGUCUCGGUCAACCCUAUGUUGCCUAUACCGCGAUGGUGUGCACAAUCGUCAUGGCGUUCGUGGGUGGCUACGAAGUCUUCUUACCGGGCAACUGGGAUGUGCCUACAUUCCUCUUCUCGUACACAAUGAUCGGAAUAUUCCCGAUCCUCUACUUCUCCUGGAAAUUUUGGCAUGGCACUUCGAUUAAAAAGCCCGAGGAAGUCGACCUAGUGACAGGAGUCGACAAAAUCGAGGAGUAUACGAGAAAUUACGUUGCCGAACCGUCCAGGUUAAGCAUCGCGCAGUAA